Messenger RNA from Hippocampus comes (tiger tail seahorse), 7857 nucleotides. RefSeq lists its product as uncharacterized. NCBI's taxonomy places the organism in Eukaryota, Metazoa, Chordata, Actinopteri, Syngnathiformes, Syngnathidae. The transcript is spliced from 33 exons. Gene Ontology annotation, molecular function: actin binding; structural molecule activity. The coding region runs from base 377 to 5998 and encodes 1873 amino acids. Gene Ontology annotation, cellular component: plasma membrane; cytoskeleton. The record is from RefSeq and is a predicted model, not a curated record. Gene Ontology annotation, biological process: actomyosin structure organization; cortical actin cytoskeleton organization.
GAAAGAAGAGGAAACAUUGAAGGAGGCCAAAAAGAAAGAGGAGGAAACAUCGAAGGAGACCAAAAAGAAAGAGGAGGAAACAGCGAAGGAGGCCAAAAAGAAAGACGAGAAAUCAAAACAGGUAAAAAAGAAAGACGAGGACAAAUCAAAAGAGCCCAAAAAGAAGGAAGAGGAGAAAGGGAAGAAGAAGGCAGACGAUAAACAGGAAGAAGACAAAGGGAAGAAAAAAGAAAAAGUGAAAAAAGGAAAGCAGGACGAGCAAAAGGGGUCAAGUGAGGCGCGGGUGAAAGCACCAAUUGCUGCCCCAGAACCCGAACUUAAAACUGAGCCAGAAACCGAACAAGCUCCUGAUCAGCACUCACUCAGCAGCGCCGAGAUGCAGCCAGCUUCAGAGGAGCCCAAGGAAGAAGCUGCAAUCAAGGAGGAGCCCAAAGUAGCGGAAGAGGAGGCGGGUGCACAGAAAAAAGAGGCAGAAGAAGAAGCAGAGGAGAUGGAAGCAAAGGGAGAUGAGGAGCCUAAAGAGGAAAAGCCUGCGAAAGAAAAGAAAACCGAGAAGAAGGGUGACGAUGCCAAAGGCUCCAAACGACUGAAAACAAUCCAAUGCAAAGUCACUUUGCUGGAUGACACUCAGUAUGAGUGCCAGCUGGAAAAACAUGCGAAAGGACAGGAGCUCAUCACGAAAGUUUGUGAGAACCUCAACCUGCUGGAGAAAGAUUACUUCGGCCUUGCUCACUGGGAAACACCAACCAGCAAGACAUGGCUGGAACCCGCCAAGGAAAUCCGAAAACAGGUGCCAGGUGCUGUCUACGAGUUUACUUUCAACAUUAAGUUCUAUCCUCCUGACCCGGCACAGCUUACUGAAGACCUCACAAGGUACUAUCUGUGUCUCCAGCUGAGAAAGGACAUCAUGACUGGGGUUCUUCCAUGUUCCUUUGUCACCCUCUCCCUGCUGGGCUCUUACACAGCACAGUCAGAGCUUGGUGAAUAUGAUCCAGAAGUCCAUGGAGCUGACUAUGUGAAGGAUCUCAGUCUUGCUCCUGGACAGAGUAAAGAGCUGGAGGCAAAGGUGAUGGAGUUACAUCGGACAUAUAGGUCAAUGACUCCAGCCCAAGCCGACAUGCUGUUCUUGGAAAAUGCCAAGAAACUUGCAAUGUAUGGUGUGGACAUUCACCAAGCCAAGGAUCUUGAUGGUGUUGACAUUACACUUGGAGUUUGCUCUGGUGGCCUGAUGGUUUAUAAGGACAAGUUGAGAAUCAACCGGUUCCCUUGGCCAAAAGUUCUCAAGAUCUCUUACAAGCGCAGCAGCUUCUUCAUUAAGAUCCGCCCAUCUGAGCAAGAGCAGUACGAAAGCACAAUCGGCUUCAAACUACCAAACUACAAAGCCUCGAAGAAGUUGUGGAAAGUUUGCGUUGAACAUCACACCUUCUUCAGGGUAUCAACAACUGAGCCUCCCUCGUCACGUCGCUUCCUCGUCCUGGGCUCCAAGUUCAGGUACAGCGGACGCACCCAGGCACAGACCCGUCAAGCCAGCUCCAUGAUCGACCGCCCUGCCCCUCGCUUCACACGCUCUGCAAGCAAACGCCUCUCCCGCAAUUUAGAUGGAGCUGGAGAGAAGACUCUCCAGAGCCUCACAGCAUCAACCAGGUGUGAGGUUGAUGACUGGUCAUCGUUGCUUGUUUCUGAAAAGCCCCACCCUUUCCUUGAAUUUCCAGCCACAGGUGAGUCUGAACAGACAAUUAUUCAGUCCUGGAAUACUCAGGCAGGCAGUCGGCCGUGGUGGGAGCUUUCGUAUGAUGCAGAGCUACAGACGAGAAAAGAAGACGACUGGGCUACCCUGGUUGAACGAGAUCCUCCUUUUCCCUUUUCCCCAUCUUUUGAGUUUGUAAAAGGGCCAGCUAACAUCAGCAUGGCAAACACGAGCUUUAUUGACAGGCUAUUGCAACCAGCACAGGAACGACACCGUGAUUGGUUCCUCUACUUUGAUCGAAGCUCCAGCCCGUCCUUGUAUAAGCAUGUCGAUAAACUUCAGCGUGAGUCACUGUGUGAUGCCCAGCUCCAGGUGAAGGAUGAGGAGACAGAGUGUGUCAAAGGGCAAGAAUUGACAGAUGAGGAGGCCAUUGAGAGGCUAGAGGAGAUGGUGAUGAUGGUGGAGAAGCUAGAAGAGAUGGAGGAGUUGGAGAGGAAGCUGAAGAAAGUUAGAGAUUUAGAAGAGAGGCUACAAGAAGUAGAAGAAAUGUCAGGUAGGAUCCAAGAAGUGAUUGAAGAGGAAUUAGGGGAACAAGAAGUUGCCAAACUAGAGGAGGAGCAACUACAGAAGGAAAGUAAAGCCAUAACUCAGACGGUGCUGAAAAAUUCUGUGAGGAUAGUGAGGAACACGAAUGAGGGCGAUGAGUACGAUGAGUUAGAGGAGCAAAUAAAAGAGGUGUUUCUAAAGGGCCUUUUGCCCGAGGAAGACUCUGCUCAAAAAGGAAAAGAUGAGCAUUUAUUUGAUUAUAGUCUGAGAGAGAAGCUACGUCAGAUAGAAGAAGAAUGGAAAGAUGAGGUGGAGGAGAAGUUAAGUUUUCCACCUGCCAAUACCUCUUCUCAGGUAGCUUAUCAGACGGUGGUAAGCACUAAGAAGAGAGUUACUUUUGUGGAUCAGAACCCACAGAGGCUUGAUGCUAUGGAAGAUAGGCUUCUAAAGAUAAUCUCAGAAAAGACUUCCCAAAAUGGUGAGAUUGGACUGAAGACAGAAAUAGUGGAGGAGAGAGCUGAGAGGGAAGUUACUGAGGUUGAAAGUGGAUCUUCACGAGACAACGACAAGGAUACGUGGUCCCUGCUUUUUGACCGUCUACCAUACGCACCUAUUAUGAAACCUUCAGUUACAUCAGUCAAGCAUGAUGCGAUGGAUGAGGGGGAGUUUUUCACCUCAAAAUCGGGGGUUACAGCAGUUGAGGAUAAAAGGGUCCGACUAGAAGAACGACCAGUAGAAGACAUUCCACCGCCACAGACCUUUUUAGAAAGAGAAGAUGAUUGGUUUGUGUUGCUGGAUUGUGUUCCCAGAUUUGUCAAACCAGUGACCUUGAAGGAAGCAGGCCAGAUGGAGGCAGAAAGUUUGGUCUGUCUGGUUGAAAAGCAUGAGGAGUUUAGGGAGAUGAAACUUGAAGAGACAGAGAUGAGGAAAGAGGCACCAACAUAUCUUCAAGAAAGCCAACAACAGCCGGUGAAAGAACGAGAUGAUGACUGGUUUGUGUUGCUGGAUGUUGUUUCCAAAGAAACGGCUUAUGUUGCUCCAGGCUCUACAGGUUUGUAUCUUGUAGCUCCUGUUGAUGUGUCUGCUGAAGAUGAUGCCUCUCUGACUGACGUGAUAGUUGAAAUGAGGGACGACCCCGUGGAUGUAUUAAUUAAAGAGACAGAAAUAAAAGAGGACCUGAGCCAAAAUGAAGUCACAAUGCUGUCACCAAGUUUCAGAGAAAUAGACGACGAUUGGUUUUUACUGCUGGACGUUCCCACCAGAGAGCUCCAGUUUGUACCUCCAGUGACCCUGGCCGGGUACGCUCAGACUUAUGCUGAAAAAGGCAUUUCUCCUCUGGUUGAAGAAAAAGUGGAGGUUGUAGUAGAAGAGAUGGCGCAAAAACAAGAGGCUUCUCAAAACAUUUAUCCAGAGCUGAAAAUAUUCCCAACAGUCAUAAACAGAGAUGACGACUGGUUUCUGCUGCUGGAUGUUGUUCCCAGAGAAAGGGCCUUUGUGCCCCCAGCAGCUAAGAUCUACCCAGAUACUGGGCCUGUGAUUGAAGCGAAAGGCGUAGAACCCACACCGCUACCGGUUGGUUUGGACCAAAUGAGAGAGCGCCCAUCGCAACCACAGCCAGAGAAAGAUGAUGACUGGUUUGUGGCAUUUGAUGCCGUUCGUGAUGAGGCGUUGAUACGACUAGCAGACAAUCCUGUUGAAAUUACUCCAGCUGUGAGGAAGCCCUUUGAGGCUGAGGCGUUCACCACUGGGACUAGAACAUGGGAGAUGAUGGUAACUGGUGACAACACCAGGCUUGUUGAGACACGAAUUACAGAAAUGAGGCCACUCGUACCAUCAUCAGGGAGAGAAGCAAAGGACGAUUGGUUUGAAGUGUUCCAACAACAAACCAUCCUAGAAAAGACAGCUCCUGUACCAACAGCUGCUGUGGUUGAGCAUCUUGUGGAUGAGACCGCAGUUAUAGCAACAACACAAAAAUACAGCAGAGAAGAAGUGAGGCUGCCAGUGAAGUUAGUUGAAAUUAAACCACAACCACGACAGGUGGAUGAUGACUGGUUUGUGAUUUUAGAUGCAGUCAAAGUACCAGUGGCUGAACCAGUCCAAAGGUAUCCUGAUGUAGCUGCAUCUAAAGCUUGGUCAGUCGUAGAGCAGAAGUCACUGCAGAGAAUUACUGCAGUAGAGCAAAUGUGGACGCAAGAGAUGUUGCAGCAGCAACCAUUUCAAACGGGGACAAAGAUGGUGGAUGAUUGGGUUACUCUUCUAGAUGUGGUUCCUAGGAAAACAGCCACCGUCCCUGAGCGCCUCAGAUUCCCGGCAGAAGCUCCGAGAGCGAUAAGCUCUGAGACCAAAACAGGGAUUUCUCUUUCUGAGAGACCCCAGUUUGAAAAACAGAUCCAGGAAGAAAGACGGCUCCUCAAACAUACUCAUGUCCAUGAUGAUUGGUUUGUUCUACUCGACUUUGCCCCCAGAAAGCCAGAAACUCGCGGAAAGAUAUCGAGGCAACAGCAAUUGGUGAUCACACAGAGAAGCACCCGUCCUGUCAGCGCUCCAGUCUUCUCCCAAGCCGCUUUGGCAGAGGCUGGAAUUCCAAUGGCACCGUUGGAGCAACCACAGACCUCCACUCCGAUCAGGACAGGAAUCAAAGAGGAAGGGAAACUUGAGGUCACUUUAGAAGUUGUUGAGCCAUCAAGAACUGAGGACAAGUCAGCAGUAUGGACUGACCAGAGAACUGACUCCUCACUGACACUUUCCAUCAAUGGGGACAUUCAGUCUGAGGUGACGAGCAGAGAGGUGGUGCAGUUGAGAAAGAAAAGGGCUAAGAAAAUUGAGGGUGACUCAAUUUAUAUGAGACAUAGCCUUUUAAUGUUGGAGGAGUUUGAUAAGCCUCAUGAGGACCUGCUCAGGCAUCACGCCAGUAUCAGCGAGCUGAAGAGGAACUUCAUGGAAGCUGUGCCAGACUCCAGGCCCAGUGAAUGGGACAAGCGUCUGUCCACCCACUCACCAUUACGUACGCUGGGUGUCAAUGGUCAGCCCGGUGCCGAUGGGAGCUUGCACAUUAGUCCGCUGUGCAGAGGUACAGAGACCAGAGCUGCACUCGAGGAAACCGCUGUGAGUUUGGGCUUUUCCAGCAAGUCCAGUCCCAUUGUGAGCCACUGCCAUAGCGCUGUGGCUCCCAGAGUUCAUUUUGACAAGUCAGUUGAUCAGGAAGCACUUGUGGUGAUUGGAUCAUCGCUGGUGCCAAUGGUAGAGGUGGAGAUGGUGCAGUUGCCUCCCUCCCUCGACCCCAGCAGUACAUUUUUAAAUGAGACCCAGAAAGAAGAAGGUUCAUGUCCCAGAUUUUCGGAGCACUCUGGGAGUAUAGUUGGAUCUUCUCCUGCUUCGUAUUUCAUGAGCGGUGGUCCACAGGUCAUACGAAGUUUCCAGCCGCCUCUGGUGCAGACCCAUACAGUCACCAUCACAGCUGUCCCUAACUCCUCACCCAGUGGCAUCUCCACCACAGAAGUCCCUAUCGUCCCAACCAAGACCGUCACCUACGAGUCUGCAAAGGGUGCAGUUGACGGGACAGAAGAGGACAAAGAAAGCACCAUGUCCAUCUCUCAGACCUCAGAAACCAUCAGUGGCACCACUGUCACUACCACCACUACACACAUCUCAAAGAUUGUGAAAAGUGGCUCCUCCGAAACUCGUGUGGAGAAAAGAAUUGUCAUAACUGCUGACAGUGACGUUGACCAGGAUAAGGAGAAAGAUGGCGGCGCAUCAGCAUUGUAACUGGGCACCACGCGCAGCUCCUACUUUGACUGUCCAUCUCCCAUAUCCCUUGGUCAGAGUGCAGCACUCAGCACACGCUGACCGACCGACACUUAACGCACGCACGCACACAUAUCUCUGAAUGUGCACCCGGUAGCCGAAUCUGCGUAGAUCGUGUUUGUUUUCGUUCUCUUUAUGGUUUUGAGCUAUUCAUAGAAAGUUAGAGGGCUGCACCGUGUUUGUUGAUCAAACCUCACUUACAGAGGGUCUGGAAAGCUUCUCACUUCCACUUCCAUUGUUUGAAAACAUAUUUCUCUUUCUCUUCAUUUGUAGCAGACAUGUUUGCUUUUCUCUUUUCAAUUGUAGCAGACGUGUUUGCUCUGAAACUCGUUUGCUUCCCAUUUGGAAAAAAAAAAGAAAUUUAUUUCACAAAUGCACUGUUUCUGAGUUCAUUUCGAUUGUCAGUGUUCAUUCCCUUGGAGUAGUCACAAGGGAACUCUUCUUGUUGUUUAUCCAUGCGUUACUUUCAGGAGAAACAGCGGGUGAAAUUAUGUAGCUCACAUUGAUUCACGAAGAUAAUUCUGUGCCCCGAUUCGGGCAGUUGUUUGGUUUUGCUCAGGAAAAAAAAAAUAACCAAAAUUUUGUUCUUUUACGACCAGCCGACAACAUGUAGCCUAAAAGUUCUUGUAAAGUUUGAAUUAAAACUAUUUUGACAUAUUCAUCUAUUUUAUAGGUGUAAUGCUUUUAUAGUGUUUGUAAAAAUUGAAAUUUUUAAGUUAUUCACAUCCCCCUUGAUUUAAGUUUGACGUUGACAAAAGUCAAGGUCUCUUUCUUCCGUGAUUUGCUCUUACUCAAUUCCUCUUGCGGAAUUGAGUAACUCAAUUCCUCUUGCCCCGCCAUUCAUUAGCUAUGGUGUAACGUUGUGCUUCCCUCAGCCGUGACGCGUUGAUAAACGUUGAACGCUUUGGUCUGUUUCUCUCAGGUUUUAAUACACUUCGCAAGACCACAGACCUCAAUUAGAAUGUAUGAGGAAUGUCCAUUUAUUUCUAGCUGUCCCUACUUUUAACGUACAUUCAUGGUCAGCCGAGUGAAGUGAAAACAUGGAAAAGAGCCUGUUCUCACGAGAAUUUCGGAGGAAUGCGUGCAAGAAUGGAGGUGACUUCAAAAGGCUUCCCUUUUAAAAAUACAUUUUAUAGUCACAUUUUCCCCCUGACACAAAGCCCUCAUCUACUCAUUUGCAUUUAUUGGAAAAUAACAUUUGUCCUUUGGGGCACAGUCUCUGGAAAACAGUCAAAUGUGACCAAAUAUCAUGCAGAACUUUUUGUACAAUUUCCAAGGAAACUCUUGCGAGAACAUGUUGCGCUUGUGGCUCGUCUCGGUCAAAGUGCAAGUGGGAGGCGAAGGCAGCUGUCCUGGUAAAUGUGGCUUUUGAUGUCAUAGGAGCACACAUUUUUUUGUUGUUGUUGUUUUUUUUUAUUUUUUUUUUACGUUCUACUAUACAGUAAUUUAUUUGUAAAGUAGCAACUGUUUCAUGUGAUUUGACGUACUGUGACAUUUCAAGGAAAAAGCGGCUUCCGUUUAGAGACGUCACCGAGUUUAUAUCAAGAAAGUUUGUAAAGCCUUUUACCACAUAGUCAAAGUAGAUUUGCUCCCACUCGCUGUCUUAUGUGAUUUUCUGUAGAAGAUAGACGCUGUCAAACACACCCGUCCCUUUUAGACCACGUGUUUCUUAGUCUCGGUCGCAAACCUGGUAGCUACGACAACGGCAACCUCCCCAGAAGAAAUUUAGAAUUUCACAUGGGAAAAAUAGAUUUUAGAUGGUGGAAAACAUUGUUGCUUUGUGAUUCUUCUUUGUCUUUUAUUAAAAAAAAUGAAAUAAA